This is a messenger RNA of Penaeus chinensis, 5185 nucleotides long. RefSeq lists its product as uncharacterized. Lineage: Eukaryota; Metazoa; Arthropoda; Malacostraca; Decapoda; Penaeidae. Gene Ontology annotation, cellular component: plasma membrane. Bases 225 to 3929 code for a protein of 1234 amino acids. The record is from RefSeq and is a predicted model, not a curated record. Gene Ontology annotation, molecular function: amino acid transmembrane transporter activity. The transcript has 17 exons. Gene Ontology annotation, biological process: transmembrane transport; amino acid transport.
ACAGACAGAGCGAGAGCGUAGAGUGUAUCCACAAAGUCACGUUCGUCCCUCUCGACUCGGUGUCUAAGCGCCGUGUUGACGGCACUUGUUGACAGUCGGUCGCGCACAGUGGUUACAUCCGUUGUUCAUCCCUAUGCAUCUCACUUUAGAAGAAGAGCAAGAUGAUGUUUUGAUGACAGUUGUGUAAGGUAACAGUCCCUUACUCAGGCCAUACACAUUCCAAAAUGAGUGUAAAAAAGAUGUUAGAUCGUCUGACCAGGAGGAAAUUUGUAACUUUUGAUGAUACUUCACUCCCUCGUGUUCUGAAUACUGUUGACCUCACAGCACUUGGUAUUGGCUCAACUGUAGGCGUUGGGUUUUAUGUGUUAGCUGGUGAAGUGGCAAAGAACACAGCUGGACCUGCAGUUACCAUCUCAUUCCUCAUUGCUGCAGUUGCAUCAGUAUUUGCAGGGCUUUGUUAUGCAGAGUUUGGUGCCCGUGUACCAAAGGCAGGGUCAGCCUACAUCUACAGCUAUGUAUGCGUUGGCGAGUUUAUCGCAUUUGUCAUCGGCUGGAAUUUGAUUUUAGAAUAUGUGAUUGGCACAGCAAGUGUUGCCAGAGGGUAUAGUGGCUAUGUUGAUAAACUGGCAAAUAACUCCAUGUCAGAGGCAUUAGGGGAGUCAAUGCCCAUUUCAGUUGACUUUCUCUCUGAUUAUCCAGACUUCUUGGCCUUUGGGCUCUCCUUUAUAUUGUCAGUUAUAUUAGCAGUGGGAGUUAAAGAAUCGUCAAUGAUGAACAACGUCUUCACAUUUAUUAAUUUAGUGGUAAUUACCUAUGUCAUCAUUGCAGCAGGAACACAAGCUAAAUGGGAGAACUGGGCAAUACCAGCAGCAGACAUAAAUGCAACAUGCAUAAGUCCGAACACAACAUGCAUAAAUGUUGAGGACGACGACAUAAGAGACUAUGGAGAUGGGGGCUUUGCUCCGUAUGGCUUUGCAGGCAUCAUGCAAGGAGCAGCAACCUGCUUCUUUGGCUUUGUCGGUUUUGACUGUAUUGCCACAACAGGAGAGGAAGCUAUCAACCCUGAGCGAUCGAUACCUUUGUCCAUUGGCCUGUCCUUAUUAUUUGUAUUUGUAGCUUACUUUGGGAUGUCUGCAGUUACAACUUUAGCCCUUCCUUAUUGCUGGCAGGAUGAAAAUGCUCCAUUGGUGCAGUUAUUUGAAUGCCUAGAUAUGGAUGUUGCAAAAUGGAUUGUCAGCAUUGGUGCUCUCUUUGGAUUUUCUGCCAGUUUGUUUGGUGCGAUGUUCCCCCUACCCCGUGUCAUUUAUGCCAUGGCUGAUGAUGGAUUGCUCUUCCGGUUUUUAUCGAAGGUUAAUAAGAAGUUCAAGACGCCAGCCAUUGCAACCAUUAUCUCGGGACUCUUUGCAGGGAUCAUGGCAAUGAUUUUCAAUUUAGAUGCGCUUGUGGAUAUGAUGAGUAUUGGCACACUUUUGGCCUAUUCCAUAGUUGCUGUUUGUGUUAUGCUGCUAAGAUACACCGACUUGGAGAUCACAAACUGGAAUUCUGAGUAUACAUUACUUAAAUCCACGAUAGGUUUAGAAGCAUGUAUGCUGAAGAUGAAGAUGGAGAUGCCCAGGGUCUUACCUGAGACUGGAGGGAGGACCAAGCCGAGUCUCAGCAACUCAAAGUACUCAGCAAGGCAGUAUUUCCAACAGCUAUUUAACAAUAAGGGCUUGAAGGAACCAACAGAUUUGACAGCAUCACUAGCCAGCUAUGCCACUUUAUCUUUCUGUAUCCUUGCAAGUGUUCUUGGAAUCUUGCUCGUGGUUUUACAGGAAGACAUUGGUGAGGGUGAUGUUGGAGCCAUUGUUGGUGUGUCUAUUGCAUCUGUUUUGAUGAUUGUCAAUGUUAUUGUUAUUGCAAGGCAGCCAGAAUCCAAGAAAAAACUGACUUUUAAGGUGCCCUUAGUACCGUGGAUUCCAGCCCUCAGUGCCUUCAUUAACUUGUAUUUGAUGUUUAACUUAUCACCAGCCACGUGGAUUCGGUUUUCAGUGUGGAUGGCAAUAGGCUUCCUCAUAUACUUUCUAUACGGCCUUGGGAAUAGCACAGAAGAACUAAAAGCAAUAGGUAAAUGGAAAGGUAUAGACAACCCAGGCUUUGUUAAAGAUGAAAGAAAUAACAGCAAGCUUCAGGUGAUACCUACCAUUGAAAUCCAGCCAGCUACCCCUUGCAGCUCUGAACCAAACACACCAUCCACCGUCCACAAAACACCCAGGGCCAAAACACCUCUCCCAGAAUCUCCACUCGUAACGGCAGAAAGGCAGACAACAUCUGCAGAAGUACAUAAUAAGGAAACAGGGAGUGUCAGUGAAAGUGAGAUAAGAGAGGCAUUGGCUUCUCUGGAUAUGAUUGUUGGUGGAAAUGAAAAGAAGAGGCUUGAUAGUGACACAAAUGCAUCCAUCCUUGAAGACGACCAAGAGCACUCGAGUAGCACUAAACGAUUAUCCAAUAGCGAUAUUCAAGCAAGAGAAUUGCCCCCUUUACCAGAUGCUGGAGCUGUGGAAGAUGGAAGCUCAUCAGAAAAUGAAGAAGAGGCAGGUAAAGAAAGUAAAUCAAGGAAAGAAGAAGGAUCUAGUUUAUCUACUGAUCCUGGCUAUGAAUCCUUGCCACAAGUUAUAGCUAAUAAAGAGCAAAUAGCAAAUGGAGAAUCAGAAUCAGAAGACAAGGCAAGCCAGGAUCCAGGUUAUCAAACUAUUGAAGAUGUUAAAGCUGAAGUGGAAAAGGCAGAGAAGGAAAGAAGUGCACAGGGAGAAGAAGACAUAGGAAAGAAGCCACUGGAGCAGAGCACAGCUGUUGAGCCAGUAUAUUCCAUAGUUGAUAAGAAAGCCAAAAAGAAACCUGAACCAUUCGACUUACAGGCAGAACCCGUAGAUAAUGAGCCAUCAUUAAAGGUGUCUGCAUCUGCACCUGUUCUUCCCCUCUCAUCCCCACCACCAGCACCUCCACCACUCCCUCAGGCAGGAAAGGGAUUAUCAACAAGUAGUGUCCCAAGCACCCCAGUGAUUAGGAAACACCCAUUCAAAGUUUUGAAACGCAUGUCCAGUUUUGAUGAUAUACCUCCGUCCUCUCCAGAUAGCCCAUUAGCUCGUCAUUUGGAUAAAUUCAUAAUCAUCCCAGUCCAUGAACCAGAUUCAGAUAGUGAUGUCAGUGUGCAAGCUUCACCUAGAGGAAGUGUACAAGACCCACUAAUGAAUGAGCUCAUGGCCAGAUUUAAGGAUCAAGAAGGUAAUAAAAGCCCUGAAAAUGACAAGGAUGAUAAAAAAUUGUUUUAUGUGGGUAGUGAGGAUUCUUUAGAAAAUGCUCUGGCAGGAGCUGAUUCAAACAGUUUUGUGACAAAUUUACCAAGUCCUACAAUAACAAGUCAGACCAGAGAAUUUAAGAGAGUGUUGACCAAAGACUCGAUGCUGGAUGGUCUAGACACCAUUAGAGAGCGAGGAGAGAGCAAGAUCUUUGCCAGUGAAGAAGACAAACCGAAAGAGAAUACUGGUGAAAAAUCUCAUGACCUGGACUCACUGCCCGAGGGACUUUCUGAGAGCCAUCAUGAUGCUAAAAAAGAUGCUCCCAAAAAUGAUGAAACUCAUAGUCCUGCUGAUGACCUUGCAAAGGAUCACAGCAGUGAGUCUUCAAACUCACUGCCUUUGAAUGGUGAAGAACCUGUAAAAUCUUCAUUCGUCGUAGAUCAGAAAAAAAAUGAAGUUGUAUCUGAAACUGAAACAAAACCAGAAGUCAAACCUUCAAUCAGUAUGUCUGAUUCCCAUAAUGAAAAACAGCCAGCAGUUGAACAAGUCAGUAGGUCUGAUUCAGAGAGCGAAAAGCAGCCAGAAUUAAAACUCCUGUCCAUGAGACCGAUCCUGAAACUGAAAGUGUACCAGAGCCUAAGGGUGCUGUAAAGAGGUCUCAAUCUAAUAAUGAAGAGUUCAAUAAACUAAAAGCAAUGUUUAAUAAGUGAAAAGUACAAUGUGAUUUGCUUAGGGAUUACAUGCUUUCAGUGCAACAGUUGUAUUUUUUUUUUUCUCUCUCUCUCUCUCUCUCUCUCUCUCUCUCAAAAUACUCAUAUGAUGUCAUUGAAUUAAGAUGUGGAGGAAGAGAUAUUUGGAACAAAUUAAUUGAGUUUACACGGGUUUCGAUAUUUUUAAAAGAUCAAGAAAAUGAACUAAACUUAACUGUGUUGUUACAUUUAUCUCCAAAGAACAAUUGAUGUUGCAGUUGUUAAAAAUGAAAGUUUUUGUACACUGUUGUAUUUCUGUUAGUCAUUAUUUUAUAUACCUCUGUAAGUUCAAAAUAACCAUUCCAAUGAGUUCCAAAAUUAUAUCUCCAAAACCUUCUGAAAGCUAUUGGAUACUCUGAUGAAGCUGAUGUGCAGUCAAAUGAUACAUGCUCGCCUAAAACAUUAAUUGUGGUUGUAAUUUAGUUGUAGGUAUUUGAUGUUUGAAAAAGUGUCAAUGUAUCCCAAUUAUUAUUUUUUUUAUUUAUUUAUUUUUUUAUUUAUUUAUUAUUUUUUUUUUUUCAAUCCACUUGCCCCAGGAUUACAAGCGUGGAAGAUAUAUACAUAAUCUACUCUUGACACUUUUGUAUGUGGCCUACAAUUUUUUUAGGAAAUGAGGCUAAAAUGUCAUGGCCAGACAGCAAACAACUGUUUAGCACACACUUAGAGCAGGCUUGACCACACAUGUCAUAGCACCUGGCAUUUGCUCAAUUUGCCAUGACAUGAUUUAGGUGUUAUAUGGUAUGAGUUGGUUUAAGGUUGAGAAUGCAGGGAAAAUGCUGAAUGUUGACUAUUUUUAUAUUGAUAUUAACUUGAUAUACUUUUGUCAGUAUAUUUGUAUAUAUGUAUGUCUAAAGCUUAGUAUUUCUCUGCCUAUGAAGCAAAAUAGUUUUAUUGUAAAAAAGUAAUUGUAAUACUUUUGUUUGAAUUCUUUAUUUUUUGUUUGUGAACAAAGGAAGAACAAAAAAAAAAAUUAAAGAUGAUUUACAUCACUAUAAUCUAAUCACCUUUUGGCAACCAUACAUGAGGAGAAUAUGUUGCCUAUUCUCUGAUUCAGUUGCAGGUUUUGAUAUAAAUAUGGUUUUAGAUAAAAAAGCAUGUACAUAUAGUAUACACACAUUCAAGAAUGUGAAUCUAUGGAAAAUAUACUGUUAUUCCAGA